Messenger RNA from Drosophila serrata, 1280 nucleotides. RefSeq lists its product as uncharacterized. The record is from RefSeq and is a predicted model, not a curated record. Lineage: Eukaryota; Metazoa; Arthropoda; Insecta; Diptera; Drosophilidae.
AUGAUGGAGACAUUCCUCGUCCUGGGCCUGUGUUUCAUCCUGUACGAGGCAUUGGAUUUCUUUCAGGGCUGCAUACACAGUAACACACCAUCGCCAAGUGAUCAAAUUGAAGCCUAUCGCCGCGAGUUGGACGAACAGCGUCAGCAGCAGCAGCAGGAACAGUUCCUUGCCGGCCUGACGCCACUUUUGGGCGCUCAGUUUGCCGCCGCCGCCGCAGCCGCAGCUGCCGCAGCAGCUGGAUCGUCUGCCGGUGGUUCCCAAUCCACCCUAGGCAGUACGACCACGCCCACAGCCUCGACGGCGAGUGUGAUUAGUGAUUCGUAUGAUCAGGAAUCACAAUCCCAGACCCAAUCGCAGUCCCAAUCCCAAUCGAAUCAGCAAGCCCUACACUCCCUAAGCACCCCAGGGCUAUUCCGUCCCGCUGCCCUGGGCUAUUACGAUCCCGAGGAUCCUUUACAUGCCACCUCAUCCCUGCCCCGUGACUAUUAUUAUCUGCAGCAACAGCAACUAAAGAAUAAGGUCAGCUCACGAUCUUUACUCUCCAAAUUCUCGUCCACCAACUCGGAUAAUCGCAUCCAUCCCGAGGCGGGAGCCGGUGCAGGUCACAGUGUCCUUGGAACAGCAGCGGUGAUAACCAGUCAACCCUUGCCCGCUGGUGAAGUUCCACCCAGUCUCUUCGAUCCCGGUCAGGGUCAGGUAGCAGCGGGACAACAGCAGCUACAAUCCUCAUCACCGCUCUUCAUCGAACUCAAGCGGGCCAUCAUCAGUCAGAGUAAUAACAAUCACAGUCAGAACUCUCAAUUCCCCGAGGAAGACGAUCCCGAGGAGGAUCAGUGUCCGCAGUGUGAAGAGGAGCAUAUUCAGUAUUUGGCAGAGACGCUAGAGGAUCUAGUUGAUAGCCAAGAGCAGGACGAGGAGGAGCAGGACAACGACAACGACGAGGAGGAAGAGGACGAGGACGAGGAGGAGCAGCAGCAGCAGAAACUAGUGGAGGAUCAGCACAUCUCAUACGUGGGUGGUGCCACCAGUGAGCCGGAUAUUUGUGCCGCUGCCCGACAAUUGCCGCGCAUCCAUCACAUCGCCAUUGACGAUAUUGCUGGACAGGAUUACAACGGAAUAUCGGGUCACAAUUCGCACGCCGACUUCAGGGAAAUCGAGUGCGAACGUCUGCGACGCAAGUGCGUGAGCGUUAAGCGCAUCUAUAGCAUAUCCGAGAAGUUCUAAAUCAGAUCUAAAUCACCGCUAUUCAGAUCAAUCGUCAUACUCAAUUCGAUAUCAGA